AUGGUUGUAGCAGCAAUAGUCGAGAAGAAAAGGCUUCAAAUAGCUUUAGAUAAUGGAUUGAUCGACAUGCCUCAAGCAACAGUUCCUAUGAGUAUCUGGUGGUUGGUCCCUCAGUACAUACUGCAGGAUACUGCUGAUAUAUUCGCUCUAAUUGGAAUGCAAGAGUUCUUUUAUGAUCAAGUGCCAAAUGAGUCAAGGAGUGUCGGUCUCGGUCUUUACUCGAGUAUCUUGGGUAUGGGGCAUUUUCUUAGUGGAUUCUUAAUCUCCAUAGUAGAUAAGUUAACUAGUGGAAGUGGACGAUAUAGUUGGUUUUCAGACAACCUCAACCGAGCGCACAUCGAUUUCUUCUAUUGGCUUCUUGCAGGACUGAGUGCAUUUGAAUUGCUGACAUUCAUAUAUGUUUCAAAAUCGUAUAUCUACAAGAGGUAA
Papaver somniferum (opium poppy) is the source of this 429-nucleotide messenger RNA. RefSeq names its product protein NRT1/ PTR FAMILY 5.10-like. The record is from RefSeq and is a predicted model, not a curated record. Gene Ontology annotation, biological process: transmembrane transport. Gene Ontology annotation, molecular function: transmembrane transporter activity. Lineage: Eukaryota; Viridiplantae; Streptophyta; Magnoliopsida; Ranunculales; Papaveraceae. Gene Ontology annotation, cellular component: membrane. The coding region runs from base 1 to 429 and encodes 142 amino acids. The transcript has a single exon.